GCACCAAGUUUACGGUUGUUUUCCCGAGUUAUAAACUCAUAAGACUUCCUAUUUCUGAAACGUCGUCAAAAUGGAAGUAGAAAGUUCACAAAGGAACACCAGUAGGCUAUUAUCUACGUCUUCAGUGGAAGAGAGUGUGCAGAUGAUCAAAUCUGAAAUGAUACCGUGCUUACAGAAUUCUAUGCAAACCCUCCAGAAUAUCUGGAGCGAAAUUGGUUUACAAGAAGAUCAGAAAGAGGAAAGAACUAGGUCGGUUUUGUUUCAUUUACGGAAUCUACUUCAAGAAAUGGUGAGCGAAGAGGAACAAUUGAAAACCACUCUUCAAGCAAAUGUGGAAACUUGUACUCAAGAACUGGAAAAGUUAAGCCAAGAACUGGGAUUACCAGUGGAGAAGCCAGAAAAGCCCAUGAGCAUACUUAUGUUGGAAAAUGACCUGCGGACAAAAGUAGACAACCUGAAACUGGAAAAACACGAUCGCAUGAAAACGUUGAAAAACUUGAGAGAGACAGAAUCAAAGUUUUGCAUGCAGAUGUGUCUUCCAGCUCAUGACCUGGGUGAUGUUAAUGUACCAAACAAGGAACAAUUAAAAGAAUUAGAGGCAAAUGUUGAAUACUUGCACAGAGAACAUGGGAAAAGGUUGAAUACAUUCAAGGAAUUAAAACAAUCAAUUCAGACACUUUGGAGAGAAAUAGAGGCAGUCCCAUCAUCUACCAUAGAGCAGGAACUGGUUAAAAGUGAUGCAGAGACAACAUUCAAGCUUUCAUCUGACAACAUAGAGCAUCUGAGGGGACUUCAUACUGAGCUGGAAAAUCAAAAGAAGAGGUUCAUCGCUGAAUCAUCCGAGUUGACUGAGACAAUCAAAUCACUGUGGAGCAAACUUGAAGUUGAUGAGUCAAAAAGAAAAGCCUUUCUUGCUAAACAUGUGGGAUCUAAGCCCUCUGUAAUAACUAAGUUGAAAGAAGAGGUCCAAAGAUUACAAGCCUUGAAACUGCAGCACAUGCAAAAAUUCAUCGAAGGUCUCAGAAAGGAACUGUCUGAUCUAUGGGACAAGUGUUAUUUUGGUCCUGCACAGCGAGAAGAGUUCAGUCCAGCUUUCGAUGACAACUUCACAGAAGAACUCCUGUCUCUUCAUGAGCAUCAAGUUGAGGUCAUGAAGAAUUAUUACGAAGGAAACAAGGACAUUUUCAAACUUGUGGAAAAAAGAGAAACACUGUUUAAGACAAUGGAGGAAUUUGAGAGCAGGAAAAAUGACACUAAUCGCCUUGCAAACCGUGGUGGGGCGCUCUUGAAGGAAGAAAAAAUGAGGAGAGGAAUAAAUAAGGAACUGCCCAAGAUUGAACAGAAACUUAGCACACAAAUAAAAAAGUGGGAAGAAGAGAAUGAACGGCGAUUCCUUAUCAAUGGCUGCCAUUAUAUGGACAUUAUCAACCGUCAGUGGGCAGCAUAUAAUGCACAGAAGGAACAAGAAAAAUUGGAAAGGCAAAAACAAAAACAAGAGCUCAUGGAGAAAGAGAUGGUUUUUGGAAGCAAGCCAGCAACCACACCCAAGAAAAAAAGACCAAUUGGAGGAGGAAUGACACCCUUGAAGACGCCGAAACGAAUGAAAAUGCAGGAGUACACAUCAACACCAUCAAGAUCACACCUCCACUCUAGCAUUUUCCCCUCCCCAAGGCCUGUUGCAGGAAAUACUAAUGGCCGUCCUCCAGUUGCUACAAAACCCAGUAUAAGAAAAGUUGCGAAGACAAUAAAGAAAAAAGUGACACCUUCCAGCAGGAGACAGUCAGCCAGGCUUGCUGUGAAGAGAAAGGUCCUUGCUGAAAAAAAUGGUAACUCUAGCAAGAUGUUGAACAACACUGGCAACACAUCAAUACAAGUGCUCAAUGGAUUCAGUUCAAACAGCAAUAAGAAUGAGUCAAUGGUUGUUUGUACCUCAUAUAAUGAGUUUGCUAAUGGCUUGGCACAGGAAGAGAAUAACUGUCGCAGCAGUAUGCUCAGCAGAACACAUUCAGUGAUCUCGUUUGUCUGACAAGGGACAGUCACAACAUGCAUCUUACACAAAAUGAACUUAUCAAAGAGUUGUAAAGCUAACAUUUCAUCUAAUAUAAAAAAGGCUUUUCUGAGGCUUUGCUCAUUCUAUUAGCUAUCAGCUGUUCCUUGAAAUCAUGUGAAUUUCUGCUACAGUGACAGCGUGUUUGGUGCCAUUAUUUGAACAGAUUUUAACACACAUCUCUGCCUCACUUUGAUGAUUAGUUUCUAUUUUUAAUAGACCAUUGUACAGUUUUGUAGAUUUUUUAAAAACGUUUUGUGGACUAUUUUUAGGUCAAUAGAGUUUUUUGUCUUUUUUUUGUUACAAUAACAUAUUAAAUGAUAUUACUUUCAAAGAACAGGUAGGGUGGUAGUGAAUUCUUUUAUCAUAUUAAGUGAAUGAAGCCACUUAGAGUGCAGUAAUACUGUGCCUGUACUCUACCUUAAUUUUAAUAAGCAGAUUUGUUCCAUUACACCCCUAGGGCCCUUCCUGGGCAGAGACUCAAUCCAAGACUUAAUUUCAAGUGAUUAUUUGUUUAGUUACAAAACACAAUCAGGUUGGCACUCUUUAAUAAAUUUGUGUGUACUAGCAAAGUUAUUAGGGAACUUGUUGCCUGCAUGGCAGUCUUUUCCAUUUCCUUUCAUCUAAGUGGGAAAGGCACUGAGCCAAACCAGAUACAUCAUAGCAUAGCUGAAAGUAAGAAUAAAGAAUCAAGGCCUUGCCACCACCCUUGGAAAUAUUUAGAGAACAGUAUGGAGAAUUUGCAUACUGAUGUUAGGAUGUCCAAGGUUCAGUUACGCUUUAACUCCCAUUAAAGCCCUGUGCCUUUACAUGACUCCCACUCACCUCAGGUUCUUCCCUCUCAGCUAAAAUGCAAAGGAGAAGACUGCCAGGCUGAGGAUAAUUAAAUCUGACACCAAAUGUCAAUACUCCUGUGGACUGUUGGGAAUGGUUGUUCAGAGGGAGGAUAACUCUAUUCAUUGGAUCAAUUGCUAUGAAGGGAGAAAGUGGUCACAAAACAUACCGUGUACUUAAUAGAGAUUUCUGCAAUGGAUAGCCUUAGCUACCCUUUGGACAACUGGGGCCUGGUCUGUAUCAGUAAAAAUGGUUGUAUAUAAUUUCUUAGGAAACUAACAUUUGGUACAAUAAAAAGAUUUAAAUGCCAAA
Stylophora pistillata is the source of this 3193-nucleotide messenger RNA. Its product is annotated as protein regulator of cytokinesis 1. Gene Ontology annotation, biological process: microtubule cytoskeleton organization; mitotic spindle midzone assembly. Gene Ontology annotation, cellular component: spindle; cytoplasm; mitotic spindle midzone. Gene Ontology annotation, molecular function: microtubule binding. NCBI's taxonomy places the organism in Eukaryota, Metazoa, Cnidaria, Anthozoa, Scleractinia, Pocilloporidae. The record is from RefSeq and is a predicted model, not a curated record.